Melozone crissalis (California towhee) is the source of this 2559-nucleotide messenger RNA. RefSeq names its product Scm polycomb group protein homolog 1 (gene SCMH1). NCBI's taxonomy places the organism in Eukaryota, Metazoa, Chordata, Aves, Passeriformes, Passerellidae. Gene Ontology annotation, biological process: regulation of DNA-templated transcription. Gene Ontology annotation, molecular function: protein binding. The record is from RefSeq and is a predicted model, not a curated record. The transcript has 16 exons. The coding region runs from base 284 to 2380 and encodes 698 amino acids. Gene Ontology annotation, cellular component: nucleus.
CCCUUCGCUCCUUCCCGUUCCCUCUCGUUCCCUCCCCGCCUCCCUGCGCAGCGCGAACAUGGCGGCGGCGGCGGCGGCGAGGGACUGAGGAGCGCCAGCGCUCGGCGGCCGCGCAGGUUUUGCUAUGCCGCAGUGUUUGUACUGACUCUGCUGUCUUGUAGGAGUGAUGGGGAACUAGAGCCCAUGACAGUUCAGUGGAGCCCUUGGCACUUUUGAUAUCUUGACAUCUUCAGUCCUGUAAGAGCAGCCCAGUCCCAGGAUAAGGACAGAAGCAGGUGGUAGAAUGCGGAAACCAGGCCCUCAGAAAGCCAUAGACUGGAAAGAUGGUAAAAAGCACAAGUACAGCCGCCCGUCAGAGUCUCCCUCCCAGUACCAAGGUCACUUCACGUGGGAGAAGUACCUGAAAGAAACAUGUGCCAUCCCAGCUCCUGCCCAUUGCUUCAAGCAGUCCUACACUCCACCUGCAAACGAGUUCAAGAUCAGCAUGAAGCUGGAGGCCCAGGACCCCCGGAACACCACGUCCACGUGCAUCGCCACCGUGGUGGGGCUGACGGGCGCCCGCCUGCGCCUGCGCCUCGACGGCAGCGACAACAAGAACGACUUCUGGAGGCUGGUGGACUCUGCUGAGAUCCAGCCCAUUGGCAACUGUGAGAAGAAUGGAGGGAUGCUGCAGCCUCCUCUGGGCUUCCGCCUCAAUGCCUCCUCCUGGCCCAUGUUCCUUCUGAAGACUCUGAAUGGAGCAGAGAUGGCUCCUGUCCGGAUUUUUCACAAGGAACCACCAUCUCCUUCCCAAAACUUCUUCAAGACAGGUAUGAAGCUGGAGGCAGUGGACAGGAAGAACCCUCACUUCAUCUGCCCGGCCACCAUUGGGGAGGUGAGAGGUUCUGAGGUCCUGAUAACAUUUGAUGGCUGGAGAGGUGCCUUCGAUUACUGGUGCCGAUAUGAUUCCCGGGACAUCUUUCCCGUAGGCUGGUGUUCGCUGACUGGAGAUAAUCUGCAGCCCCCUGGUACAAAAGUUGUGAUUCCAAAGAGCCCUUUACCUGCCUCCGAAGUAAACUCGGAGAAACCUAGCAUGCACAGUAGCACAAAGACUGGUUUGGGGCAUCAACAAGGGCAAAGGCGUCGCAAAACAGGGAAGAAGAGUGGUCGAACGACCAAAACACUAAUCCACCACCCCAUGCCUACACCCUCCAAGUCAGUGGAGCCUUUGAAAUUCCCCAGAAAGAGAGGCCCCAAGCCUGGCAGUAAGAGGAAACCUAGGACAUUGCUGAACCCAGCACCCACCUCUCCAACAACCAGUACCCCAGAGCCAGACACAAGCACUGUGCCCCAGGACGCUGCUACAAUCCCCAGCUCUGCCAUGCAGGCUCCCACAGUUUGCAUUUACUUGAACAAGAACGGCAGCACUGGGCCCCACCUAGACAAGAAGAAAAUUCAGCAGCUGCCAGACCAUUUUGGACCAGCUCGAGCUUCUGUUGUCCUGCAGCAAGCAGUACAGGCCUGCAUUGAUUGUGCUUAUCAUCAGAAAACAGUCUUCUCCUUCUUAAAACAAGGCCACGGGGGAGAGGUGAUCUCAGCUGUGUUUGAUCGGGAACAGCACACUCUGAACCUGCCAGCAGUUAACAGUAUCACCUACGUCCUCCGCUUCCUGGAGAAGCUGUGCCACAAUCUGCGCAGUGACAACCUCUUUGGGAACCAGCCUUUCACUCAGCACAGCCACAUGCAGCGCUCUCACCAGUACGACCACGACAGGUAUCUACCAGACAGAAGCAGUUCCCUAGACGGCUCUCUGCAGGGACCAGGCCGGGGUACAAAGCGCUUUUCCCAAGACCCCCCUCCAUACAGUGCUCCUCUGUCCCCCAAGGUACCAAAGAAUGACCGUCACCCUUUGGAAGGUGAAACCUUUGUCCUGGGAGAUGGCCUCCCAGGGCCCUUAGAGCCUCGCCUGGACCCCAUGGACUCUGCCUUGAACUCUGUCAGUUCAUCCAGCCACAGCAGGAGCUCCAGAGACUUUCGCCUGCCGGGAUACAGGCACCUGCAGCAGCCCUGCAGCCUCAGCCAGGGCAGCAGCUCUGCCCUGCGCAGGCUGAGCUCUGGGGGCUCGGACAGGUACCCGGGCUCCAGGGACAGCUCCAGGGACAGCUCCCGGCUCAGCAGCCGCGACCCCUCGGCCUGGACGGUGGAGGAGGUGAUGCAGUUCAUCCGCGAGGCCGACCCGCAGCUGGGCCCCCACGCCGACCUCUUCCGAAAACACGAGAUCGACGGGAAGGCCCUGCUGCUGCUGCGCAGUGACAUGAUGAUGAAAUACAUGGGGCUGAAGCUGGGGCCGGCCCUGAAGCUCACCUACCACAUCGACAAGCUAAAGCAAGGCAAGUUCUGAGAGGACUCCUGGCAGGAUGGACCCUGGAAGCUCCGCUCCCGGCCGCCCCACCCGCGCUCACCUGCCACAGGUUCGCAUGCACACACCCCUUCCGCCGCAGCAGACAGACGGACAGACGGACAGACGGACACUCCCGACGCCAGCCGGGCCCCCAACAGCGCUCAGGAGGAGCCUGGCAC